Daldinia childiae is the source of this 1017-nucleotide messenger RNA. RefSeq lists its product as uncharacterized. The record is from RefSeq and is a predicted model, not a curated record. Lineage: Eukaryota; Fungi; Ascomycota; Sordariomycetes; Xylariales; Hypoxylaceae. Bases 1 to 1017 code for a protein of 338 amino acids. The transcript is spliced from 3 exons.
AUGGAUACUCCAAAUCCGCCCAUCCUGUUCAACCCUAGGGGAAGAAGACGGCCUCUGAUACCAAACUUGAAUCGGCACCAGCCCCCACGUGAAAAGCCGCGAAUCUUCACAAGCACUUAUGAGGUUACGCCAGAAGAUAUAACCGAAGUGAAAGAUAUUUUGUUAAAGGCUAGGAAUCUACCUCUUGAACUUGUCGAUAUGAUCUUAGACAAUGCCGAGUAUUGGGUUUGUUCUUCUACUAUCAUCGACCAUGACGAUUCCGAAUCAGGUCGGAUCUCCAUCCACGGUGCACGUGAAGGAGAAAACCAAUUUCUGCUUCGUACUAAGCCGCUUGGGCUUACUAAAUGGUCACCUUCCAGCCAAGAUCUGUGGAGAAUAGAAGCUACUCCUAAGCAACUCGAGGAGGAAUACCCUCAGUCUGAUCUGCAAAAAUUUGCAGAGGGUCCUCUUCCCACGUUAGAACAUCCAUUUCGAAAAGUUGUUUUCGAUAUUGAGAGUUGCGAUCAAGGUUGGAGUAGUCACCAUGGCGAUCAUGGUACUUAUCGCAGCUCCUUUACGUGGUUUGAGGCGGGGUUAGAGCGUUUUGAUAAGAACAACGAAUGCCUACCGGAUUGUCCAGAUCAGAAAAACAAUGAUAAGUCCAAUGAUUUAGAUAUCCCAACAUGCGCGAUACGCCCAAUUUGGCCCUCAGUACUACAGGACCAAGGCGGCGCUGGUGGUCCACGAUACCAUCAUGAUUUACUUGCUGAUAAGAACCAUGAGAUACAGCGCAAUAAACAUGCUGUAGGUGAAUUACAACACCACCACGUUGAGUGGGCCUGGGAUGACAACAUUGAUCCGGAAUCCUUGGAGACGGAACGCUUAACUGAAGUUGGCCGGGGAUCAGGUACAGGUAACGGCGAGUUCGUUAGGAACUUGAAAUUUGGGGAUAUGAUCACUGUCUGGGGUCAUGCAAGAUUUCCAGGAUGGAAGAAUGACGUCAAAAAGGUUGGGGUCAAGGUUUAUUGGACGCUAUAA